This is a messenger RNA of Juglans microcarpa x Juglans regia, 3333 nucleotides long. RefSeq names its product probable LRR receptor-like serine/threonine-protein kinase At1g06840. NCBI's taxonomy places the organism in Eukaryota, Viridiplantae, Streptophyta, Magnoliopsida, Fagales, Juglandaceae. Bases 219 to 3083 code for a protein of 954 amino acids. Gene Ontology annotation, biological process: protein phosphorylation. The transcript is spliced from 21 exons. The record is from RefSeq and is a predicted model, not a curated record. Gene Ontology annotation, molecular function: protein kinase activity; ATP binding; protein binding.
CAACUUCCCAGAAAAGUCAACGUACCCAAGCUCACAGAGAUGAAAGAGACGGCCUUUCGAUCGGCAUCAGCCCCAAUUUCUUCGGCAUGCUUAAUGACUUCCUGUUCAGAAAGUUAACCCCCGUUCACAUGCAGGUGCAGCUUUCGGAUACUACGAAAAUUCCCAGUUUUUGGUGCUCGGAGAAAUUUGAAGGUUCUGGUGUUCUUUGAGUUAUUAGAAUGCACCAGUCAAGAGCUUGGACGUAUGGAGUAUCUGUUGUUGCAUGGUUGUGUUGGUCUUCACUACUCAUCGGAGCAAAGAAUCCCAGUACCCACCCCCAAGAAGUGAAGGCAUUGCAGGCCAUCAAGAGAAGUUUGAUAGAUCCUCAUAAGAAUCUAAAUAAUUGGAAUCGAGGGGAUCCAUGCACAUCAAAUUGGACAGGGAUUGGGUGCUUCAAUAAGACACUCGACGAUGGAUAUCUACAUGUUCAACAAUUGAUGCUCCUAAAUAUGAAUCUAUCAGGAAGUCUAUCACCAGAGCUUGGCUACUUAUCGCAUAUGACAAUAUUGGACUUCAUGUGGAACAACAUAAGUGGGAGUAUACCAAAGGAGAUAGGCAAUAUUACGUCUUUGGAACUCUUGCUUCUGAACGGAAACCAAUUAACAGGUUCCUUACCUGAAGAGCUUGGUUAUCUUCAAAACUUGAACAGAAUACAAAUUGACCAGAAUAACAUAUCGGGACCAAUACCUGUAUCAUUUUCAAAGUUGAACAAAGCAAUGCACUUUCACAUGAACAACAAUUCAAUUAGUGGGCAAAUCCCACCUGAACUAUCCAGAUUACGAAGGCUCAUUCACUUACUUCUUGAUAAUAACAACUUAUCUGGGAAUCUGCCACCAGAGUUCUCCCAAAUUCCCAGAUUACGGAUAAUUCAGCUCGAUAACAAUCGGUUUGAUGGCACUACAAUUCCAGUUUCUUACAGCAACAUGUCUCAAUUGCUGAAGCUGAGCCUUAGGAACUGCAACUUGCAAGGAACAAUCCCUGAUUUGAGCCAAAUACGAAACCUUUAUUAUCUAGACCUCAGUUCAAACAAGCUAAAUGGAUUGAUACCUCCGGGUAGACUUUCUGAGAAUAUCACGACCAUCUAUUUAUCCAACAACAAUCUUACUGGACCAGUUCCUGAAAACUUUUCGGGUCUUCCUCGUCUUCAAAUACUGUCAAUUGCAAACAAUUCAUUGAGUGGCUCAAUUCCAUCCACCAUUUGGAAAAAUAGGACUUUGAAUGAAACAGAAAGCCUCAUUGUGGAGUUGCAGAAUAAUAAGCUAUCAAAUAUUACAGGCAGUACCAGUUUACCUUCGAAUGUCACUGUCUGGCUUCAAGGCAAUCCCUUAUGCUCAAAAACUAACCUAGUCCAGUUCUGUGGAUUUGAAAGUGGGAAUAAAAUUAACAGUGAGAGUUCAACAAAUACCACUUCUGUUUGUCAACCUCAAAGAUGCCCACCCCCUUAUGAAAUUUCUCCUACAUCUCCUGAACCUUGUUUCUGCGCUGCUCCACUGCUUGUUGGAUAUCGGUUGAAAAGUCCUGGAUUCAGCAAUUUUCUCCCGUACAGAUAUAGAUUUGAGGAGUUCCUGACGUCUGCUCUUAAGUUAUUCAAUUUUCAGCUGUACAUUGAUUCAUUUGCAUGGGAAGAAGGACCUCGACUGGGAAUUCACUUGAAGCUUUUCCCUGUAUAUAAUACUAAUAUCUACAAUCCUAAUAUCUUCAAUACAAGUGAGGUUCGGCGAAUCGUCCAUAUGUUCGUAUCAUGGGAAAUUCAUAAUCUGGAUAUAUUUGGACCUUAUGAAGUUCUGAACUUGACUCUACUGGACGUUUAUAAAGAUGUGAUUGCCACCUCUCGAAGGUCUGCUUUAAGCAAAGGUGCUUUGGUUGGCAUAGUAUUGGGGACCAUUGCAGGUGCAGUUUUAUUGUCUGUAGUAGUUUCUCUUCUGACACUCAGGGUGCAUACGAGAAACCACCCUUCAGUUUCGAGAAGACGUCAUCCAUCUAAGGCCUCCAUGAAAAUUGAUGGCGUGAAGCCUUUCACUUAUGGGGAAAUGGCUAUGGCUACAAACAACUUCAACAGCUCCACUCAGGUUGGCCAAGGAGGGUAUGGAAAGGUCUAUAAAGGCACUCUGACAGAUGGUACAGUUGUGGCCAUAAAGCGUGCACAAGAGGGCUCAUUACAGGGUGAGAAGGAGUUCUUAACAGAGAUAGAGUUGUUGUCAAGGUUGCACCAUCGGAACCUUGUCUCUUUGAUUGGAUACUGUGAUGAAGAGUGUGAACAGAUGUUGGUCUAUGAGUUUAUGCCAAAUGGUACUCUAAGGGAUCACCUUUCUGCCAAGUCUAAAGAACCUCUGACUUUUGCUAUGAGAUUGAGAAUUGCCCUGGGAUCGGCUAAGGGCAUCCUCUACCUACAUACGGAAGCUGAUCCUCCUAUAUUUCACCGAGAUAUCAAGGCCAGCAACAUAUUAUUGGACUUAAAGUGUACUGCAAAAGUUGCUGAUUUUGGACUUUCGCGACUGGCCCCAGUUCCAGAUAUUGAAGGGACUGUGCCUGCUCAUAUAUCUACAGUUGUGAAGGGGACACCGGGUUACCUAGAUCCGGAGUACUUCUUAACUCACAAAUUGACCGACAAAAGUGAUGUUUAUAGUCUUGGUGUUGUAUUUCUUGAACUCCUGACUGGGAUGCAGCCAAUUUCACACGGAAAAAAUAUUGUUAGAGAGGUUAAUGUUGCGUAUAAAUCUGGUAUAAUCUUUUCGGUCAUCGAUGAGCGAAUGGGUUCUUUUCCUUCUGAUUGUGUGGUGAAGUUUUUGAGUUUGGCCCUCAAGUGUUGCCAAGAUGAGACAGAUGCACGGCCUUCGAUGGUGGAGGUAGUCCGAGAGCUUGAAAGUUUAUGGCAUUUGAUUCCGGAUUCCGACACCAAAAUGGCAUAUCCCAUGGACACUUACACUGUAAAGGUUGUGAGUUUACAGUCAUCAUCCUCUGCAGUGGAGAAUCCUUAUGUGUCAUCAGAUGUAUCUGGCAGCAACCUUGUUAGUGGAGUUGUUCCAAGCAUCACGCCUAGAUAGAAAAUGCUGAUAAUAAUUUUGGGAAAAACUGGUUUGGUGGUUUCUACCAUCUUCAAAAUUCGAACUGGGAAAUUUUUCUGUACGAUCUUGGUUCUGAUUUUGUGUAUGGUCUAUUUCUAUAUCUAAUUUUCCUGUUCAAACUCUUUAACAACUUGAUAAUGAUGUCUAAUUUGAUGAUGUUGCCACAAAAAACUAAUGCUGUUUAUAGUGUAUAAUACGAUUAAUAAGAAACAUAAAUCUAUCUUCCAUA